Messenger RNA from Asparagus officinalis (garden asparagus), 2933 nucleotides. RefSeq lists its product as uncharacterized. NCBI's taxonomy places the organism in Eukaryota, Viridiplantae, Streptophyta, Magnoliopsida, Asparagales, Asparagaceae. Gene Ontology annotation, molecular function: zinc ion binding. The record is from RefSeq and is a predicted model, not a curated record. The transcript is spliced from 7 exons. The coding region runs from base 551 to 2740 and encodes 729 amino acids.
UUCGUGAAUCCAGCCACUUCAAUCCCUAAAUCUUCAUCGCCUCUUCGUCGCCUCUUCCGCUCUUCGUCGACUCUUCGUCAGCGAAUCUCCAGCGAAUCUCCAGCCUCGAGUUCGUGAAUUUCUUCGUCACCUCGACUUCGUGAAUCUGCAGCGAACCUCGUCGUCGAACUCCCGCUAACCUCGUCGUCAAACUCCAGCAAACCUCACCGUCGAAAUCUCGUCGUCGAACUCCAGCGAACCUCGCCGUCGAACUCCAGCAAACCUCGCCGUCGAAAUCUCGUUGUCGAACUCCAGCGAACCUCGCCGUCGAACUCCAGUAGGAUUGAUAAAGUAGAUAGAGUAUUUUCGCAAGAUCCCAGCAAAUGGGAUCAAAGAAGCAGGAUAAUAGAAGGAUGCUUCAACCCCUGGGAGUUGUGUGGUCUGGUUAUAAAUUGUGCUGAAAUAAGAUCAAGUUGGGAAUGUUAAUUGAGGAAGCCUUCAGAGCUGAGACAAAAAUCAUCAAACACUAGAUCAUGCCGUAUAGCCUCCUUUUUGAACAAUAGCAUAGGUGAUGGAUAUAAAGGAUUCAAUUGAGGAUAUCCCAGUGCAAGAUCCUCCAAGUGACGAGUUCUCUGCUGUUGAUCUCACCUGGACCAAAUAUGCUGCUACAGAGCAUAAUGUUGAUGAUGUAGCUCUUAUUCCUUAUGACCGAAUUGAUGCUUUCAUAAGUGGGGAGUGUUCCAAUGUUGAGUGUCCAACUCGUUUUCACAUUGAGAGAGGAAGGAAAAGAGACAAGGGAAGCCCAAGGGAAUAUAAAAGCGAUGAAUAUCUUGUAUAUAGGCUUUAUUGGUGUUCGUUCGGACCUGAAAAUUAUGGAGAGGGAGGUUCUAUAUUGCCUAGCAGAAGGUAUAGGCUCAACACAAGAAAUCGUGCCGCUCGACCGCAGUCAAUGCGUGGUUGCAAUUGCCAUUUUGCAGUGAAGCAGUUAUAUCAUCGCCCUUCGCUUGCACUUAUUAUAUAUCAUGAAAGGCGUCAUGUGAACAAGUCUGGAGUUAUAUGCCAUGGCCCUCUUGAUAGAGAUGCUAUUGGCCCAGGUGCGAAGAAAAUUCCUUAUGUGUGCAGUGAAAUCCAACAGCAGACCAUGUCCGCUCAUAUUACCUUGGGCAUCCUGAGGAAAAUGUUAUUGCUAGACGUGCAACACCUAGAAGGAAUCCAGCGUUACUGUGGUUCAAAUCCUCAAGUCAGUAGUCUUGCUUCUCAAUAUGUUCAAAAGCUGGGAAUGAUCAUUAAAAGGUCUACUCAUGAACUGGAUCUGGAUGACCAAGCCAGCAUUCGUUUGUGGGUGGAAAAGAACAAGAAAUCUGUGUUCUUUUACCAGGAUUCUUCAGAGUCUGAUCCGUUCAUUUUAGGAAUUCAAACUGAAUGGCAGUUGCAACAGAUGAUACGAUUUAGUCAUCAUGGACUUUUAGCAUGUGACUCGUCAUUUGGGAUAAGCAAACUCAAGUAUCCAUUGUACACACUCCUGGCAUUUGACUCGAGGCAGCAUGCUCUUCCUGUUGCAUGGGUUAUAACUCGGACCAUUACCAAGCAUGAUGUAUGUAAAUGGAUGAAAGCGCUUGCGGAUAGAGUUCGUGCUGUAGAAUCAUCUUGGAGAAUCAAUGGCUUCAUCAUCGAUGAUCCAGCUUUAGAGCUUGAUCCCAUCAGGGAAAUAUUCUGCUGCCCCAUUCUCUUCAGUUUGUGGCGUAUUAGGAGGUCAUGGCUUAGGAACAUCACCAAGAAAUGCAAUAAUAUUGCAGUUCAGCGUGAAGUAUUUAAACGCCUAGGAAAGGUAGUGCACAACAUCUGGAGUAGAAUAGAUCCGAUGGCUUAUUUGGAAGAGUUCUUUCAAGAUUUUGUUGACCAAACUGCCUUCAUGCAGUAUUUUAAGGGUUGUUGGGUGCCAAAAUUAGAAAUGUGGCUUUCAACUAUGAAGAGUCUACCACUGGCCAGCCAGGAGUCAUGUGGAGCGACUGAAGGAUAUCAUGUAAAGCUCAAGCUCAAAAUAUAUGAUGAUUCACAUCUUGAUGCCCUCCAACGCGUGGACUGGUUGGUACACAAGUUGACGACCGAGCUCCAUUCUAGUUACUGGCUUGAUCUCUAUUCAGAUGAAAGUGGAUCAUUUCAAACUGUAAAAGAGGAAUACAUAUUAUCUACUUCAUGGCACAGAGCGUUGCACAUUCCUGAUGACGCUGUUUCAUUCGAUGACAAAGAGCACCUUUUUGCAAAGGUUAUUAGCCAGAAGGACAACACCCAAUCUCAUAUUGUUUGGAAUCCGGGUUCGGAGUUUGCAUUUUGUGAUUGUUCCUGGUCAUUGCAGGGAAACUUAUGCAAGCAUGUAAUUAAGGUAAACAUGCUUUGUCAACAUGAGAAUUAUCCACUUUCAAUGUCAUACCAGUCAUUUCAACAGAUUCUUCUGAAUUUUUGGAAGACACCCGUUGAUGAUUCGCUCAUGCUCGAUCAAUCAAUGGCAUGGGCUACACAAAUACAAGACAAGAUUGAAAGGUUGACGGAGCUCAUGACUUCAAAUAAUAUUGCUAAUGUGGCAAAUAGUUUACCAUUGAAAUGGGUUAGUAGAAAAGGAAGAACAUCUGUUGGCAAGCCUGCGGAGGGUCCUCUUGCUCUUCCUGCUGUUCCAAAGAGCGUUCUUGCUCAGAGGAAGAAGUCCAGUAAUAAGAAAAAGACCCGGAAGAGGAAGAGGUUGUCUCGAAUUACUUACUACUAGUGUCAUUAAUCAAUUUUAUUGUGAUGCUGUGAUCGACUUCCUUUUGAUAAACUUUGAUACUGUUUCAAUUUGUUGUCAUUAUUCUUUUGCUCGGAGGAGCCGUUUGCAUCUAUCUGUAUGUUGUAGGCUAUUGAUCUUUUGUGUAAAUUUGUUGGCAUUAUUCUUUCUUCAGAGGAGGUGUUUUGGAUCUGUA